AUGGAAGAAUCAUCCGGCCGUGGUCACAGAGAGAAAAAGCCCAGCGAAAAGAUCAAAGAACAAGUCUCGGGCAAAAUAGACAAGAUUGAAGAUGAGAAAACAAUUGUCCUACCCACGUACAUAGCCCCCAAUGACCCCAAAUUUUUCCAAGACCAGAAGGAGGUGUCAAAGAUCUACGAUCACACCAAGAUAGCACCGAACGGAGACAAGAUCGAUUUCUUUUCGCUCGGAACACAUGUCGAAAGCAAAGAGAAACGAUAUUAUGUCCGCGCAAAAAGAGACCCAAAUACCUUCUAUUUCCACACAGAUGAAGCCCCUCCCCGAUAUGCCCACCUCAGUGACGAAAACCAUCCUCAAUGUGGAGUCGAAAGCCUCAAGAAUACCUUCACCAAGGAUAUGCUGGGAAAGAGUGGAGAGUUUGGGAGCUAUACGACAAGGGCAAACGUCUUUGCAAGAGAAGGGAAGUUCUUCUUCGAAGCGAAGGUCAUCAGCCUAGCACCACCGGGCAGAGAAGAUCCAGAUCGCGCCCUAGCGGAGACUCAAAAUCCGGACAAAACUGCAACAAAUAGAGGCGGGCUUCGAGUGGGAUUCUGCCGACGGGAACAUCACUGGAGUGAAAACCUUGGAGGAAACGCCUACAGUUACGCCGUGAUUCUCAGGAGUGGCAGGUCCAAGGAGUACGGCAGCGUGCGGUUCAACACCAUGAUGUACCAUGUGCAAGGCGAAGGUGCAAGAGAUCCCGAAGAUCUUUCUCCUGGUGACGUUGUCGGCCUCAUGAUCACCCUGCCGUCCUUGGAAAUUCACAAGAAGGUGGUGGAGGGAACAUUCAAUCCUGCCGAGUAUCCAGAUCUCAAAUGCGGUCCGGCUGUGAUGAAGAAGAAACAUGGGGCGGGCAAGAAAACUGCUAAGAACGGUCCGAAACCAAAGGAGGGCGAAGUCGCGAAGAGCAAGGAUGAGACAAGCAAGAAAUCAACUGUUCGAGCUGCAAUUCAAAGUACCAUCCAUCCGCUCGCGGGCAUUUCGGCUCCUUCAGAUCACGACAUAAUCCGGGACCGGAAUCCUUUUCUUCAUAAAGGCAUGACUUAUUUUGAAUGCCCCGAAUAUACACCGAACCAUGACCUCAGUCGGCCGACGUUGAAUUCGAAAAACAAGUCCAUCAACCCCGAGACCGGUAAAAAGUACGAUCUUGUCACGGAUCCCCACCCAACCCACGAACUCCCUCAUCUACGAACCCUCCCCGGAAGUAAAAUUGAGCUGUGGGUUAAUGGCAAAUAUCAUGGCGUUGUUUGGGAACACCUCUUUGCAUUUCUUCCACCGGCGUCUUAUAUUGAAAAGGGCAGCCGAGCUGUCACCGGCCAUGGAGACGUGGAUGAUGGUUUGCUCGGGUACUACCCGGCCAUUAGUCACUACACCGGUGGUGCGAUCGAGUGCAAAUUUGACGGACCAUGGUGGUACGGAUAUGAUCAAGACGGCCCUCAACAUCCGGAUGCUCGCCCAAUUGGCGCCCGUUACCAAGAGCAAAUUGUGGAAGAUAUGAUCAAUGAUUUGGUGGACGAGAUCUACCAAGAAAAGUUGUAUAACGACUCCGACUGGAUGAAGAAGCGAGUGUUGAACGCACCCAUGAAUCUACCACAUAGCUGA
Messenger RNA from Rhinocladiella mackenziei CBS 650.93, 1641 nucleotides. RefSeq lists its product as uncharacterized. Lineage: Eukaryota; Fungi; Ascomycota; Eurotiomycetes; Chaetothyriales; Herpotrichiellaceae. Gene Ontology annotation, molecular function: transcription cis-regulatory region binding. Gene Ontology annotation, cellular component: Set1C/COMPASS complex. Bases 1 to 1641 code for a protein of 546 amino acids. The transcript is spliced from 2 exons. The record is from RefSeq and is a predicted model, not a curated record.